Exaiptasia diaphana is the source of this 1650-nucleotide messenger RNA. RefSeq lists its product as uncharacterized. Gene Ontology annotation, cellular component: cell surface; plasma membrane. The transcript is spliced from 3 exons. Gene Ontology annotation, molecular function: nerve growth factor binding; coreceptor activity; death receptor activity. Lineage: Eukaryota; Metazoa; Cnidaria; Anthozoa; Actiniaria; Aiptasiidae. The record is from RefSeq and is a predicted model, not a curated record. Gene Ontology annotation, biological process: Rho protein signal transduction. Bases 113 to 1186 code for a protein of 357 amino acids.
CUGGCACGUCAAACGUCAACUUCGCUAAGUUAAAAACUCGCAGUCCUCGUCGAGAUCUAUUUCUUUUGUUAAUUUCAUAUAUUCGAUUUUUUUCGAUGUGAAAUCUUCAAAAAUGAAAAAUAAUCGUCUGCAAAUGUCAAGAUUAAUGCAUCGGACAGUGAUGGUACCGGUUCUUCUCUUCUUGUUGGCAUAUCUUUGCCARUACUGCAUUGCUGCAGCAAAAUGCAGUCACACACAAGUGGAAAUAUGCAUAGACAAUGAUUUCACAUUAUGUCUUUGCGUAAAUUGCAUGAAAUGUCCUCGUGGAGAGGGUUUUCAACCUCAAUGCAGUAGCCAAGUUGUCAUGCAAGUUCCAAAGUGUGUUAAAUGCAAGCCAGGAGUGACUUACUCCAACAAUGACGACAUUGGAUCAUGCAUUCCCUGUCAUAUUUGUGAGGGGACAGAUAUGUUGCAACMUUGCAACUCAACACACAACACCAUCUGCAGUAAGGACUGUGCUAAAGGGUUCAAAAGRAGUCCUGUUACUGAGUUAUGUGAGAAAGACAUAACUCAUGAUAUCUGGAAAAAAAUAAAUCUGACMAARCGGUCUGAAGACAUCGUCAACAAAACGUCAACUCUACACAGUAAGAUCUCACCAAGUGCCACAGCUAAGUCUGUUAUACAACACCAUAAGAGCCAAUCAAAAGACCUUUUUCCAAUAUAUAUUGGAUGUGCACUAGGGUUAGCYACUAUUUUUGUGAUAGUCUGGGUUGUGCGUGAAUAUAAACACCUGUUCGCAAACAUGUGCACAUUUGUAACAAAUUGUCUGAGAAAUAUCACAACAKCUAGCUCAACAGUUUCAAGAAUGGCAUCUUUGGGUGAUGAAACUCUGGCACUCACUGUUCCUGACAUUUUAUUACACAGCAUCUCACCUAAUUUGGAGCGCUCCAUAUCAGCURCAAUCAGUAAGCCCAGUAUAGUAGUGAAAGGCUGGCGAGAUAUUGGGCACGAGUAUGGAGUAACGAGGCAUGACCUAGAUCUCAURGAAAUGGCCUWCAGAAGUAAUAAUUCAACCCCUGGACAAGAGUUAUUACRGAAAAUUCACACCAUCAAGCCAAAUGAGACAUUGGGAAAUUUCGUUAAGAUUCUUGUUAAAAUGAAGAGAUUUGAUGUCAUAGAUUUGAUCAAAAAGGAAUAUUCUCAGUGAGAGGUGACUGUGAUUUUAUCCAGUCAAGAGAAGUGAUAUACUAAGUGAAAAAUUUGACUUAUGAACAAAUUGUUAUGUGAAUUAUAUUUUCACACUAGCAUAACAUCAUCAUCAUCAUCAUCAUCAUCAUCAUCAUCCUUGGCUGGGAUUGAGUGCACAACAGACUUACACCACAGUCAGACAUGGCCACAGGAAGAUCUCACAAUGGCUGCAAGUUAAAUCAUGUCCAGUAUGCAGUCUUUUGAUAGUUGUUUAAUUAUACUAACUUGUGUUAAUCAAAAUUUACUUUAAUUAAUUUUUACUGCAAAUUKCUGGUAAAUGCAUCAAUGACGAUCUGAAAACUUUCCACAAAUCAUAUCAUAAUAGAGCAGAGUCACUUAAACCAUGAAAUAGAAACUAAAUAUUUAGUAACUAAUAGGCACUAUUUAGACACUAUCACUGAACCAGAACAAGACAAAGAGAUU